Protopolystoma xenopodis is the source of this 213-nucleotide messenger RNA. The record is from the annotation of a GenBank genome assembly. NCBI's taxonomy places the organism in Eukaryota, Metazoa, Platyhelminthes, Monogenea, Polystomatidea, Polystomatidae.
AUGGCUUCAUCUUGUGGAUGCAAGUCUGGAGAGCUGGACAGACGCCAAAAUUCUCAUCCGCAAACUGACGAUGUCGGAACUGCCGGAGAGUCUAGUGUUGAGUGUGAGGCAACAGGGUUGGAUUGCGAUUUGCCACAGAAGAACGAGGCGAAACAAUUGCCUCAUAUGAAGCCUUCCCCCGAGCCAGGUCCCAUCGAUGCUGCACUGCAGUAA